Lepisosteus oculatus (spotted gar) is the source of this 1488-nucleotide messenger RNA. It is a transcript of the gene rhbdd2, whose product is annotated as rhomboid domain containing 2. Gene Ontology annotation, cellular component: membrane. The record is from RefSeq and is a predicted model, not a curated record. Gene Ontology annotation, molecular function: serine-type endopeptidase activity. Lineage: Eukaryota; Metazoa; Chordata; Actinopteri; Semionotiformes; Lepisosteidae.
GUCAACGUCCCGAUGGCACUGUUGCCCUGGCUGCUGCUGACCCUGGCGCUGGUUGUCCCGGGCAACAGCUUCCUCUGCAACCUCAUCGCCGUCGCCGUGGGAGACAUCUACGCGAGAGGGUGGUGCUCCGUCUGCCAGCUGUCGGAGGCGAGAGCAGUGCUCCUGGACCGGAAGCUGCCCUUCAGGCUGUGGAGGAGGCUGGGAGGAUCGCUGUACGUCCCGGCGUCGGCAGAAGAGAGGAGGGCAGCCCUGCAGACUCCAAUCAAACCAAUCCCGGGCUCCUAUCCAGUUCAAGCCUAUGCUCCGCUGUCCAGCCUGCCAUCUCCCCACACUCCCGAGAUGCAUUCCCAGAGUUUCGAGGGCUGGCGGAACUCUCCCUGUAGUCACGGUCACGGACACAGUCACGGGCAUUCGGCUGCCCACCACAUGCCCAGCCCGAGUGCCUGGGGAGUCCCUGCUGGGCACACUCAUUCCGCCCCCCCAGCCCUCUUUCCUGGGUAUCCCGCCAGCUGUCCCCUCUCCACGAUCAGUCCGGGAGGCCGCCCGCCUGGUGGGAGUAACGCCGGGGUCCCCGAGGUGACCGUGCCGGUGGGCAGUGCCGCUGUGGCGCAGCAGGGGCCGGCAGUGUGGAGUCCCGCCGGCCCUGUGGUCAGAUAAAGAGCUCCUGUCCUGUGAUGGGAAGAUCGGCUCGUGCCUGGUGUGUCCUCUGGUGCAGCUCGUGUCCAGUGACGCUGCAUGGAGAGCUCAGUACGGGGGUGACCUGCAUCGGCAUCGGCAUCGGACUGCAUUUAUUAGCCAUGAACGGUUCCAAGCGGGAUCGUUAGGAAGUGAAACAAGGGGCUUUUCUGGAUGCAGGUGAAUCUUGAUUGUUUGUUUUUUUUUCAUUUUUGAGACAAGAAGAAGGCCUUUAUCAGGCUCUUUUGAAUUCCACAAUGGAGCCUCCGUUCUCCUGUGACGGCUUCCCGUUUGAAAAGCAGCUUUGCAGAAGCCUGUUGUGCAGAUGGAGAGACUACAGGACACAUUCUCUAAGGGGGAUUUGAUUCAACUGACAGAUCCGUUUGGGUCUGGAGUGUGGCUGGGUGUCCCCCCAUUUAGUGAAACACUAAAACAGCUGUUGGCCCUGAGAUUUUAGAAUUAACAGUUGUUUGGGGGGGGAGGUGACCUGUCAUACUUUCUGAGAUUUAAAUACCUCUAAAGAUGUCAGUUCCCUGAAUGUUAUUUGGGAAGUGGCGUGAUGGCAAGGGCUGCUGUCUCAGAACUUGUAGAUACUUGGUUCGACACUUUCCGUGUGGAGUUUGCAUGUUCUUAGAGGGUUGUACGGGUUUCUUCUCUCUUCCCAAAGGCCUGCUGGUUAGGUUAAUUGAUGUUUCUGUGUGCCCUGAGCCAGGGUGUCGUCCUGCUCAUGUAUGGUUCACCUUGAGUGGCUGUGAUGAAGGCUUUGAAUGUUCCUGUCAGUGUGGAUUAAAGAUUAGUUUCUUCUCACCUAGA